Nicotiana tabacum (common tobacco) is the source of this 1368-nucleotide messenger RNA. The record is from RefSeq and is a predicted model, not a curated record. NCBI's taxonomy places the organism in Eukaryota, Viridiplantae, Streptophyta, Magnoliopsida, Solanales, Solanaceae.
UUCAUCAACAUUUGUCAGCAGCAAAAUGAAAGGCCUUUCUUUGUUCUUCUGCUUUUCUCUUUUCAUUGUCGCUUUCAUAAGAGAAGCCGACUCAGCUUCUCAAGCACAAAACAAUGGCAUUUAUAUUGUUUAUAUGGGUGCUGCGGCUUCUUCUAACGGUGGUACCAGACAUGAUCAAGCGCAGCUUAUCAGCUCCUUGAUCAGAAGGAACAAGAAUGCAGUGGUACACAGCUACAACAAUGGUUUCUCAGGAUUCGCGGCACGUUUAUCAGAAGCUGAAGCUAAAUCCAUGGCUCAAAGACCUGGAGUUAUCUCUGUAUUUCCUGAUCCAGUACUGCAACUCCACACUACACAUUCAUGGGAUUUCUUGAAGUAUCAAACUGAUGAAAAAAUCAAUUCAAGUCCAAGCUCUGGUUCUGAUUCAUCAUUAAUUGGAGCUGAUACCAUAAUUGGCAUAUUGGAUACGGGUAUAUGGCCAGAAUCUGAGAGUUUCAAUGACAAGGAUAUGGGUCCAAUUCCAGCCCGGUGGAAUGGAACUUGCAUGGAUGGUCAAGAUUUUGGCUCUUCAAAAUGCAACAAGAAGAUAGUUGGUGCAAGAUUUUAUGAGGAGUCUGAUGACAGUGGAAUAAAAAUCGCUGGAUCAGCCAGGGACGAGAACGGACAUGGUACUCAUGUUGCGUCUACUGCAGCUGGGAGUCCUGUUGCAGGUGCAUCCUACUAUGGCCUAGCUGCAGGAACUGCCACGGGUGGAUCUCCUGGUUCAAGGAUUGCCAUGUAUCGUGUCUGUACUACUUUUGGAUGCCGUGGAUCAGCUAUCAUGAAAGCAUUCGAUGACGCAAUUGCAGAUGGGGUUGAUGUUUUAUCACUAUCACUUGGUUCAUCACCCGGACUUGAACCUGAUUUUCCGAGCAAUCCUAUUGCCAUAGGAGCAUUUCAUGCCGUAGAAAAGGGCAUUGUUGUUGUUUGCUCUGCUGGAAAUAGUGGCCCUGGCCCAAAAACUGUUGUCAAUACAGCUCCUUGGAUUCUAACGGUUGCAGCCACCACCAUUGAUCGUGACUUCGAGACAGAUAUUGUCUUGGGUGGAAACAAGCUUAUUAAGGGUGGAGGUAUAAACUUUGGUAACAUGACAAAAUCGUCAGUCUACCCUUUGAUUCAUGGCAAUUCAACCAAAUCAAACAAUAAUGUUUCUGAGGCGGAUGCAAGGAGUUGUGUUCCUGGUUCAUUAGAUGAAAACAAAGUCAAGGGGAAGAUUGUUCUUUGUGAAAAUCUUGAUGAUGGCGAAUAUUUUCCCAGUGACAAGCUAGACGAAGUGAAGAGUCGAGGUGGAGUUGGAUUUAUACUAAUAGAUGAUGAUGAAAGAACUGUGGC